Calliphora vicina (urban bluebottle blowfly) is the source of this 3659-nucleotide messenger RNA. RefSeq names its product uncoordinated (gene unc). Gene Ontology annotation, molecular function: protein binding. NCBI's taxonomy places the organism in Eukaryota, Metazoa, Arthropoda, Insecta, Diptera, Calliphoridae. Bases 105 to 3659 code for a protein of 1184 amino acids. The transcript has 7 exons. The record is from RefSeq and is a predicted model, not a curated record.
GUAUAUUUGAAAAGAAGUUUUAAGAAAGUGAUAUAGAAAUAAUUUCAGUUAAAAACAAAUUCUUUAACAAUUAAAAAUAUUAACAAAAUAAUUUAAAAAGCAACAUGGAGCCAAAUAAAUCAGCAGAUUUCAAAACAAAUGUAGCUGAUUUAACUAAAAUACCGCCAAAUGAAUUUGAAAGGUAUUUCCAGGAAUGGAUGGAACGAGAUGAUGUGGCUCGUUCGCUGCAAGCCAAAUUGCGUUGUGAUCUUAUAAAGAAUUUCAAUAAAACAAAUUUGGGCAAACACAUUAUCUCGCACACCAUGUCCUCUACGGGAGGCUCCACAAUGCGUCUAACCCUUUCUCCCCUUGUACUGGCCAUAAAUACUUUAGUCGCGGAAUUUCUAUAUGCACAGAAUUGUCAUUUCACCUUGUCCGUGUUUUGUACGGAAAUACCAUUUCGCAAUACACUGCCCGAUUUUGAAAGUAUGCGCAGGUUUCGUUUUAACAAUGAAGAAAUCUCGGAAAUAUGGCAGGCGGUUACUGGUACUAAAGCCAAUAAGAGGGAUUUAAAUAAAAACAUUAUACAAACUUAUGAAACAAAUCCCAAUAUGUCCUUAUUGUUGCUCAUCAUUAAGAAUCUACUAAAAAGAGAUCCCCUAGAACAAUUGAAGAGAAACGCAGAAGUGCAAACUGAAAUUCAAGAAAAAUUACACAAAUCUAUUUCGGCUCAGGUCUCCGAUCAGGAAAAGAAAUCUCCGCCUAAAGCCUCAGUGAAAGAUGAUAAUUUACGACAUAUUAAUCAAUAUCUAUUAACUUUAUCGGAAAAGGUUAUGGAAAUGACAAGAGAGUUUGAACAAUUUGCCAAACAGCGGCAUGAGUCCAGAUCACGCUCUAUCAAGUCUUCACGUUCACGAGAGUAUUUUAGGCUUAAUAAAAGUCUGGAGCGUAUAACGGAAAAUAUGAAGGCGAUGGUUCAGGCGAAACGUAAAAAUAAACGUUUAUCUAGUAUAGUGGAGUCUAUAGAUAAUUUGACACAGCAAUUUGGUAAAUGUGCCGAAAAUUUUGAUAAUGUUACAAAAGUUUUAAGCAGUCGAGAAGAUAAACCUGCUGGGGAAAAGGCGAAGCGUGUUAAAGUGAAAUUUAAAGAGAAACAAACGGAAACCGAUGUACAAGAAAAAUGCUAUGCCGAAUGGAUACAUGAAAUGCGUAAUACAGAAAAUGGUCAAAAGUUUUUGAAUAGGGUGGAAAUCUCUUUGCGUAAAGCUUUAACCAAACAUCGGGAGCAAUUGCAAAGUGAAACUGAUAUUAAAAUGAAACAUUUGAAAAGUCUAAUGAGAUUGCAUUACCAACAAAAGUUAUCAAAGCAUUUGUUACAAGAUCCCAAAAUUAAUUUAGAAGAAACACGCAAAUGUAAUGAUAAUAUUGAAAAGAAAUUGCAACAAUUUGAAAAGAAACAAACGGAAUUGCUGGAAAAGCUAAAAGAGUCUUCAACAGAGUUACGAGAGGCUCAACAGCAGAAAAAGGAAAGUGAGACACUAAGGGAGGGAGAGAAACUUCAUGAGAAAGAAAAUAUAUUUAAAUCCAUAAACAUUCAAAGACAAGCAGACCUAGAAAGCAAACCAAAGACUAAUGUAAGUAUUUGUGAGCUGUCAGAGCCUCAAAAACAUAUGGUAGCCAGAGAAGAUGGAGUAGAAAACUCUACAAAGCCCACUAUAAGUUCUUUUGAACUGCAGGAGCCACAAAAACCUAAGGAUGAUGCGGAAAAUAAGCAAGAAACGGAGACUAGUAAAACGUUACAAUUGAGUAAAGAUCCUGAAACACUUGUUAAGCCAGAUGAUAAAAUGAAAGGAGAAUCACCCACAGCCUUAUUAAGAGAUGUAUCAAAGGCACAAAAAGAAAUCCUAGAUGUGGCAAAAACAAUAGCAGAACAGGGUCGUUCUGUCGAUCAUAUAAUUUAUGAUGCCAAAUUACGCAUUCAACAGUUGGAAAACGAAAGCAAUCAAUUGGAACAAAACUUUCAAUCAUAUUUGGAGAGACGUAAACGUGACCAAGAACAAGACGCUGUAGGACAAAACAAGCUAAAAAUUUGCUCCAACUAUAAAGAAAGUAUAACAUCUCUGGGACAUCAAAUUACAAGUGCUAGACUGCUAAAAGAGCGUAAAAAGCCACAAACUCUUGAAGAAGAACAGGACGAAGAAAUCGACGAAGAAUUCCUACGCAUGAAAGAAACACUACAGCUAAACCAAGAACAAAAUUAUCCACCAACAAAAAGUGCUAAAAGUGAUAGUUCAACAUCCUCACUGGAAAUACGAAAUGCCAUACUCGAGGCCAAAUUGAAAUUUUUCGAACAUGAGAACACAAUAAGGAAAUGUAGAGAAGAGAGUGAGGAAAUACGCAGUGGCAACUUGUUGCAGAAACAUUUCGAAAAGUAUCCGGAAAUAUAUGAAUUGCCGGAUUAUUUCAAUGAUAAUUUUGGACAAUUUACAUCGGAAAUAAAUAUUAAUAAUUGUGAAGCAGCAAGUGAUGAUAAACACAAGAGGGAACGGAAUUUGGAAUCAAGCUUAUCGGAAAUCAAUAUAAAAGAUAAAAUUUUAGAUGAAGAACAUGACAUUGAGCUAAGUCCUAUGACUGAACUUAAGUCACAUAAAAUGGAAGAUAGAAGUCCCUCAAGUGUUAGAAGGGAACUGUUUCCUAAUCAAAAUGAAAAGAAGACUUUGGAAACUACAGCUACAGUUAAAGAUUUAAAGACUAAUUUAAGAUAUCAUGAACCUAUAUCCAUGCUUAGCAAAGACCUAGAGCAAGCUAUAAAAGGUCCUGCAAAACAAAAGUCGGCAACACAAAUUGAAACUACUUCCCUGUUGAUCAAACAGUCUAUGGCUAAAAUGCAACAGUUAUUCGAACAACAAUCAAAAUCCAAAGAUACACUAAGAGAAAUGGUCAAUGAAAUAGCACAGGAAAGGGAUUUUCAUAAAGAAAAUAUACUUAAUACUACAAAACCAUUGUUAUAUAUGCGUCCUAAUGAAGCUUUGGACAAAAGUCUAACCACUACGGUGACCUCAACCACCACAACCACUACAACGAAUACCAACCAAACUAGCGAAGAAAUGCAAACGAAGAAUCAUGCAAAAAUAUUGAAAAGUGUUACAAAUUUAAAUCGUAUUUCCAAUACAUCAAUGCCUUCUAUGCUUAAUUUAUCUAGUGAAAGUGAGGAUAGUUUCAAUUCUGACCAACUUGAAAUAGAAAUGACUCAAGAAACAAUUAAAGAAAUGGAAGAGGAACAAGAAACAAUAAGAAAUUUAAAAACGACAUCUAUUGAAAUGCCAAAACAACAAAUGGAAGACAUGGGUCAACUCUCUGAUUCUUCGGAAUCAAGUGAAUUACGUCCAUUACCCUCCCCUUCAAAAACAUAUCAACAGCCCAAACCUCCAUUGCAACAAGAAUUCGGCCAAAUUAAUGAUUCACCAAAAUUGCCCCAUUUAAAUUUAUUUAGUCCUGACAAUGACAAGGAAAUUGGCGAAAUAUUUACUGAAUCCAAUCGAACGUUUGCUCCAAUUGAUAAGAAAUUAAGCGAAGGUUCUUCUACACGUUCUAGUUCGGAUUUAGAAAUAUCCACAGGUGAUCGAAAUAAAAAUGCUAAAAAUCUUGGCGAUGAUAGUGAAAGUGAUUUUUGGGCUUAA